Molecule: messenger RNA, 918 nt
Organism: Diatraea saccharalis (sugarcane borer)
Lineage: Eukaryota; Metazoa; Arthropoda; Insecta; Lepidoptera; Crambidae
Source: the annotation of a GenBank genome assembly
AAAAUAUUCUCAACGUCAUGUGUCAACUGUCAAUCGCCAAACUUGACAUUGACGCGACGUCGAAAAUUAUUUCUUUUUAUUUGUCAAAAUAGCCGAAAAGGUAGUUUGCUGUUUGUAUCUUACAUUAUUAGAUAAAUCUUAGGAAAUUUGAGAUUUGUGUUAACUCCGUUUGAAAAGAUUUUUGUUGGACAUUCUUAAAUUGUGAAUAUUUUUCACUCAGUUCGUAAACUUAGGUUUAUUUCAUAACCUAAUGAUUCAAAGUGUUUUCAGGUUAACUCAAAAUGUUGAUGCCAAAACAGAAUCGUGUUGCUAUCUACGAAUACCUUUUUAAAGAAGGUGUUAUGGUAGCUAAAAAAGAUUAUCAUGCGCCUAAACACCCGGAUCUAGAAAAGAUUCCCAACCUCCAAGUCAUCAAAGCAAUGCAGUCUCUUAAAUCUAGGGGCUACGUGAAGGAACAAUUUGCAUGGAGACAUUUUUAUUGGUACCUAACCAACGAGGGUAUUGAAUACCUCCGCAUAUUCUUACAUUUACCGCCCGAAAUUGUACCAGCAACACUGAAGCGAUCUGUGCGUACUGAGACAGUACGUCGUGGAACUGUUGGCCGGCCCGAUGCUCCUGCUCGUACAGCAGAGGACCGUUCCGCGUAUCGCCGUGCACCUACUACGCCUGGGGCUCCUCAUGAUAAGAAGGCUGAUGUUGGCCCUGGUUCUGCAGAUGUUGAAUUCAGGAGGUUUUGGACGAGGAAGGCCUGCGCCUUAAUUAAGUUUAAUAAAAAUUAUACAUUAUGUUGCCUUUUUUUAUUAUUCCUUGGAAGAUGGAUAUUGAAAUCUUAAUUGGUAGGAAUAUAGAAUCAAGCAUUUACUAAACUGUCUUGUGUGAAUUGUCACAUUGAAAUAUCUAGUGGAGGAUACUGCUUGU